This is a messenger RNA of Candidozyma haemuli, 1887 nucleotides long. RefSeq names its product Gat1p (gene GAT1). The record is from RefSeq and is a predicted model, not a curated record. Gene Ontology annotation, molecular function: DNA-binding transcription factor activity, RNA polymerase II-specific; RNA polymerase II cis-regulatory region sequence-specific DNA binding; zinc ion binding. NCBI's taxonomy places the organism in Eukaryota, Fungi, Ascomycota, Pichiomycetes, Serinales, Metschnikowiaceae. The transcript has a single exon. Gene Ontology annotation, biological process: negative regulation of transcription by RNA polymerase II; positive regulation of transcription by RNA polymerase II. Bases 1 to 1887 code for a protein of 628 amino acids.
AUGUCUGAUAUCACUGGUCUAUUAUCGUCACCGCUCCUCAACCAGCCUGGCUUAUCUGACCUGGACCUGCCUUUGCUUCUGAAGGUCGACCCGGGACACGACGAGUUUGAUUAUGUCGCCCAUAUCAGGCAAAUAGGCCAGGACUAUGAAAACAGCUCCAUGAACGGUUCUCCCAAUCGUUCGUCCAGAACAAACCCUUCUGGCCCUCUGUCGUCUUCAGGAAAGGCUGGCUCCAUUUCCUCUGAGGCGUCUAGAAAACGCCCAGCGCCGUUUCUGCCUAUGGUGCAACCAGCAGCGCCUCAUCUGAACCUUUCGGCGGCCUUGAAGAACCCCCAGGCGCCUCAGGCGCCCCAAGCUGCUCCAAAGCAUAUUCAAGAACCAGACUUCGGUUUAGAUCCUUUGGAUUUGGGCACAGAUAACGGGUUUUCGUUCUCCCUAGACCCGCUAGCGUUUGAAGGUCCUAACGAUACGUUUCGCCAGACAUACACAAACGGGCUUUCCCAGCUGAUGGGUGCUUUUGAAAAGAUCCCCUCCAGAAACCACCAUAAAGCCUCGCUCGACAGUUCCCAGGCUACGUUGACCGAAGCCAGAGGCUACGCAUCCAGUGCUCCCAGACCCAUCAACAUCUCGAGCCUGGCUCGUCUGUUUGAACCACCCAGCAAACGCCAAACGCCUCUGCUGCUGUUUGACCCAGCGUAUGCCCAAAUGCCAGGGUCCAUUCCAGGCUCGGUUUCUGGAUCCAUUUCUGGCUCCUUUUCCCACCAUUCCGUGGGCCCUUCUUCGUUCAUGACAAACAGCUUCGCUCGCCAGGAUAACUCUUUGGUUAGCGUAGCAGAAUACUUUGGCAACGAUUCCCACUGGAACAGUCCGUACGACCUCGACGAAGGCCUGGGCCUGGGCUCUGUGCCUGGUCUGGUAGCUUAUGUUGCAGCAGAUACGCCAAAUGCACAGCCUAUAAGCCGUUCUGGACUGACGGUUCUUUCGAUGCACGAUCACCCUCCAAGCUCAUAUACGGAUAAAGAGACGUUUGGACGUCCUCAGCUCUCGGCGACGCCGUCGUACCUGAACUCAUGGAACGACAGUUUCUUUGACGAUGCACCUAUGACAGGGUCUGCAGCUACUUCGGUGUCCAGACCAGCCAUGCCCGCAAGAAACAGUUUCCAAGGGGUCCAGCGUCCUUCUUCUAUAAAAAGAAAGGACAGCCGGCCACGCAAGGAUUCCAUUAAGGAGUCGUCAGAGCAAAGAACCGCACGGGCACUUUCCACUCCUGGCAACAAUAACCUCCAGAAUGGCCGUGUGGAAUGCACAAACUGUCAUACCAGAACCACGCCACUUUGGAGAAGAAAUCCAGAAGGCGAGCCGUUAUGUAAUGCCUGUGGGUUGUUUUUAAAGCUUCACGGCACGGUUCGUCCACUUAGUCUCAAGACAGAUGUGAUCAAGAAGAGAGCCAGGACAGAUAAGUCUAAGAAAGGUGAAACCAAGAAGAACGGAGACCUGAAGAAGGACAACAAAAAAGCAAGCGACAAGAAGAACGAGAAGAAAAACGACGGAGACGAUUCUAACCCUACCCCAUACGAUAAAGAACUUAAAAAAAGUCAAGGCGGCAGUGCCAAAGCUAAAGCCAAAGACCCCAAGCGGAAACCGGUCCUGACACCUCCCCAUACAACCGCCCUAAAACAAAACACUCCAUCCCAGCCGUCGUUGCUUUCGCCGCAAAGAGGCAGAAGCAGCAGCUCCAGCUCGCCUGUUCUGUGGACUCAGCGGUCGCAAGUGUCUGACUUUAAUUCUGUGAUCAAGGAAGAAGAGCUUCCAGCGAUAGACGAAAAGAACGCUUUUGAGCGGCAAGAGGAAGACGGCAAAUGGGACUGGCUCAGCAUGACUUUGUAA